This is a messenger RNA of Larimichthys crocea (large yellow croaker), 2476 nucleotides long. RefSeq names its product platelet glycoprotein V. Lineage: Eukaryota; Metazoa; Chordata; Actinopteri; Sciaenidae. Gene Ontology annotation, cellular component: plasma membrane. Gene Ontology annotation, molecular function: protein binding. The coding region runs from base 110 to 1996 and encodes 628 amino acids. The transcript has 2 exons. The record is from RefSeq and is a predicted model, not a curated record.
UUUGGUGAAGCAGAGGGCAGGGACACUUGAUAGACAGGUUGCCCUACUCUUUAAGACAGUCGUACAAAGAAUAGCAGCACAGCUGCUUGAUCAUAUUGUCAAACGGACAAUGAUGGAUUCUUACUUCAGAGGCACCAUGUGGAUGUUGCUUGUGCUCUUCACACUGCCACAUCUCAACUGUGUAGAAGUCUGUCCCAACAGCUGCAUGUGUAAUUUUCUGGGUGCUGUCAAGUGUGUUGGCUACACCAUCACAGAUAUACCAAAGCAGCUGCCUGUCAGCACAUACCUGUUGCAACUUAAUGGCACAAACAUGAAUGUAAUCCAUCAGCAGAGCUUGGCAGAAAUGAACCUCCUGUUGCGUUUUAGUCUGACUCACAGCCACCUACAUACUAUCCAUCCCAGGGCUUUCCAAGUUGCUCCACAGCUCAAGUCUGUCAAGCUGUCGUCCAAUGACCUAUCAACUCUUCCUGCUCAAGUUUUCAGUCCACUGAGGACUCUGGAUCAGUUGCAUUUAGAUGGGAACAAGUUGGAGACCAUAGCUCCGGAUAUGUUUGAAGGACUUGUUGGGUUGCUGGAUCUGGACCUGAGCCGGAACAAACUGAAUAAUCCUCCUUCAGAUGUUUUUGAUGGACUGACCAACCUCAACUUUCUGAACCUUGGCAGAAACUUGAUAAGGAAGCUUCAACCUACCAUCUUUCACUCCUUGACCAAACUUGUUUAUCUUUUUAUCUAUAACAAUGAGUUAGAGGUGCUAGAAACUGGGAUCUUUGAUGGACUUGUCAACCUUGAGGAGCUAAAAUUACACCAAAACCAUAUUACCAGCCUUCCACCUCAGGUGUUCUGGUCACUGAGGAACCUAAAGGUCCUCACUCUGUCCUCCAAUCGACUUAAGGCAAUCCCAGAAAAGAGCUUCUACAACAUGCCCAAGAUAAGAAAACUCACUAUUUACAACAACCCACUUUUAUCUCUACCAGAUCAGCUAAUGGGUCACAUGCCUGACAUAAAGGAGUUUUAUCUAUAUGCCACUAACCUCACCACUGUUCCUGGAAAUUUGUUCAGUAACAUGUCUGGACUUCUGACCCUUAACUUUCAUUUAAAUGACUGGCUAUAUGAAUUGCCUUCAGACCUCUUCUGUUGCCUUCCCAAGCUUUACAAGCUAUCAUUGAAAGCCAACAAGCUUGUUUAUCUACAUCCUCAACUGUUUUCCAGACUAACCACACUGGACAUACUGCUUCUUGCUGAUAAUAAACUGCAGAGCCUACCAGAAGAGAUCUUUCGGGGCCUUGGAGAGCUUGUGUUAAUUAAUUUGAGUAAUAACAAACUCAAGACUGUCCCAGGUAACAUUUUCUCGUCAAAUACAGUUUUAAAGUCUGUUUUUUUGAGUGGCAACCCUUGGAACUGUACCUGUACUAUCAGAGGUAUUGCAAAAUGGAUAAGACAUAAUGAGCAUGUAGUUUCUGACAGAGAUGGUGUGCUAUGCCAUAGUCCAGCGAAACAUCUGCACCAUACCAUUGGCUCGCUAUCUGAUGAAGAGUUAAACCAUUGCAAUACUACAUACAAAAGUUAUUAUAUACACAAUGUCUUGCAUGAGCCAACAACCACACCACCCACAACAACAUCAAUCACCACUCAAGAAGCUACCCAACAAACCACCAUCCAAACAAGCACUCCAACUACGAAACCACCUGUUUUACCCGCUACAGGCCUAUCAACAUCUCUCAAAACUUUCACUACCAAACCUCCUAACAGCCCUCCUUUCUAUGACAUGUUGGUGAUUGAACAGGGACCCGAGUUUGUUCACCAUGUUGUUCACAAAGACUGGGUGUAUGUGUGGACUCUGCCCUCAGAUACGGCUUUGGUUGGACUCCUCAUGGUUUGUCACAUCCUCCUUGUGGUCACAGGCUUGUUUCUCAUUUUUGCUGCCAUGUAUGGUAUGUAUUGCCUCAACAAGACUACGGAUGGGCUAAAAGCUGAGUGUGCGCAUAUUCUAGGGUAACAAAAAAUGUUAUCAAGCCUUGUGCCUUUUCCCAGAGGUUGCAGUUUAUAAAAAAAAUAUCUUCAAGUUUCACUGUAGGACAGUCAGGCUUGGAUUAUGGGAUUAAACAUUUUGGGAACAAAAUAGAGCAGAUUUUUUUUAAAGAUAAAAUAUACAGCAUUUGAUAUUAUAUAAUGCAGUUCAGUAUAUAAUCCAGUAUGUAAGCUUCAGAAACUGAGCUAUGUUAAUGCCAACCAUUUUUACAAUUGAGUAUUAAAAAUAACAUGCUUUUUUGUUGUUGUUCAUAAUUGUAAAGAAUUUAUGUAGAGCUUUUUUUUAAUGUCUUGGUUGUCUUGGUUGCUAAAUGUAAUACAUAUAACACACCUGCUUCACACUGCAUGAAAAUAUCACAACUGAAAAAACAUUGUUUACUGUAACUUUUGAGUGAUUACACAAUACUUUCCUAAAUAAAUCAUUAAAAUGUCUUUUUGUUUCUCAGCA